Penicillium egyptiacum is the source of this 630-nucleotide messenger RNA. NCBI's taxonomy places the organism in Eukaryota, Fungi, Ascomycota, Eurotiomycetes, Eurotiales, Aspergillaceae. The record is from the annotation of a GenBank genome assembly.
AUGGGCCUUGGGACCAGCCCUGGAGUCACUUUGGAAAUUCAUCACUACAAACCCCAGAUUUCAUCCCAAUCAUCGAGAACGUAUUUCAAAAUGCGGAGGAACCAUCAGACCUCCAGCUUUAAACCCUUUCAAUUGCCCACACAGAGGCACACAUAUGCUCCCUCCCCGUCCAAGAGUAGUAGAACCGGUAUCAUCGACCAGAGACUCAUCCAAGGCUCCCAGCAGCCACAUUACAGCAGCUCAUCUCCCCGAAAGCCUUUUAAUGGCUUGGCAUCAUCAACUCACGAUGAGGACCCUCAAUUGGAUGCUUUUGCCUCAGAGGAUAGAGAAGAGGCAAUUCCAGAUUCAGGAUUUGGAAUUCCUACAUCUACGCCGCUUCGAGCGUCUCGUCAGCCUGAUCUACAUCCACCACAAUUCGCUCGUUUCUUUCAGCGUAAGUUGCUUGUAUACGAGUGCUGGUGGGUUUGUCUUGUUGGAGCAGGAUUGACGAGUAAUAGCCAGCUCAACUAUCGGUUCAUCGGACCCUUUACUAGGGCCUCCAUCGAGCCCGUUGGCUUUGUUCCGUCAGAAGAAGGACGGGAUACGGAUGGGACAGCGCAGCCUCGAGACGAAUCCUGGCCCAUACUGUGA